GUAUCACAUGACCAUUUUCGUGAGAUUUACCCAUAAACUGUCUAUUUUCGAUUAUGUUGAAGCUAGGGCUGUACAAUAUAUCGAAAUAAAAACGUUAUCGCAAUAUGGCUUAAUGCUACUGUUACUGCUGCGAUUUAAAUAUAUAAAUACACUAUAUUGCCAAAAGUAUUGGGACACGCCUCCAAAUCAUUGAAUUCAGGUGUUCCAAUCACUUCCAUGGCCACAGGUGUAUAAAAUCAAGCACCUAGGCAUGCAGACUGCUUCUACAAACAUUUGUGAAAGAAUGGGUCGCUGUCAGGAGCUCAGUGAAUUCAAGCGUGGUACCGUGAUAGGUUGCCACCUGUGCAAUAAGAAGUUUCCUCACUACUAAAUAUUCCACAGUCAACUGUUACUGGUAUCAUAACAAAGUGAAGCAAUUGGGAACAACAGCAACUCAGCCACAAAGUGGUAGGCCACGUAAAAUCACAGAGCGGGGUCAGCGCAUGCUGAGGCACACAGUGCGCAGAAGUCGCCAACUUUCUGCCAAUAGCUACAGACCUCCAAACUUCAUGUGGCCUUCAGAUUAGCUCAAGAACAGUGCGUAGAGAGCUUCAUGGAAUGGGUUUCCAUGGCCGAGCAGCUGCAUCCAAGCCUUACAUCACCAAGUGCAAUGCAAAGCGUCGGAUGCAGUGGUGUAAAGCACGCCGCCACUGGACUCUAGAGCAGAGGAGACGUGUUCUCUGGAGUGACCAAUCACGCUUUUCUGUCUGCCAAUCUGAUGGACGAGUCUGGGUUUGACAGUUCUCAGAAGAACGGUACUUGCCUGACUGCAUUGUGCCAAGUGUAAAGUUUGGUGGAGGGGGGAUUAUGGUGUGGGGUUGUUUUUCAGGGGUUGGGCUUGGCCCCUUAGUUCCAGUGAAAGGAACUCUUAAUGAGUCAGCGUACCAAGACAUUUUGGACAAUUUCAUGCUCUCAACCUUGCGGGAACAGUUUGGGUAUGGCCCCUUCCUGUUCCAACAUGACUGCGCACCAGUGCACAAAGUAAGGUCCACAAAGACAUGGAUGAGCGAGUUUGGUGUGGAAGAACUUGACUGGCCUGCACAGAGUCCUGACCUCAACCCGACAGAACACCUUUGGGAUGAAUUAGAGCGGAGACUGUGAGCCAGGCCGUCUCGUCCAACAUCAGUGCCUGACCUCACAAAUGCGCUUCUAGAAGAAUGGUCAAAAAUUCCCAUAAACACACUCCUAAACCUUGUGGAAAGCCUUCCCAAAAGAGUUAAAGCUGUUAUAGCUGCAAAGGGUGGACCAACUCCAUAUUAAACCCUACGGAUUAAAAAUGGGAUGUCAUUGAAGUUCAUGUGCACGUAAAGGCAGGCGUCCCUAAACUUUUGGCAAUAUAGUGUAUGUGCGCUACAGGUUUUAUAGUGAACUAUACGUGCUUGAUAUCAUGAGUCGCAUGUGUGUAAAUGAACACAAACGGUGUCCGAAAUCGAAUACCUCUCUACUGCAUAGUAUGCGAAAAAUAGUAGACCAGAAGAGUAGUAUGAAUACAUAGUAAAGUUUGCAAAAAGUACCUAGAUGACCUACUACUACUGCCAAGAUUCUGAAGUGGACACUUUACAAUCCCAUGAGGCCACGGGAAAGGAUUUAUGAAUGGCAGUGAAGUGACGCAAUUUACGACAACAUGGCGGAUGUAGUUCGACCGGUGUGAUGAGAAAUCGAGUCGUCAGCGUCCCCCCCCAGGAAUUUGGUCUCCUUUAGGACCCCGAGUGAUCCUGUUGGUUAACGGACUUUUAAUAGGUAGUAUUUUUAGCGCCUGAUUACAAUUCCUGCAUAAUCACAUGAUUUAUAUUGUUUAAAAUGUGUUAUAAUGACCAUUGUUGUCUUUUAAAUGACAUGGUUUAUAUACUAGUAUAUAACUGAAGCUAUAGGUUGUGAAAUCAAGCAUUUCUUGUUCUGUUUUUUAAUUUAUUUUUUAGUUAGCUUAUGUACUAACAUAGCAUACAUCUACCUGAUUAGCCUGCUAGCUUAGCUUAUAUUAGGUAUGUUUUUUGCUUGCAAUAUAGUUCCCAAUUACAUUUCAAAUUAAUGACAAUUUAUUAAAAACAUAUUAUAGUAUUAUAUACUAUACCACAAUGCUAUUAUUGUGUAAAAUUUAUCCUUUACAGAACAUAUGUUGCAACAAUCCUUAUCCUUUAUAUAUAUAUAUAUAUAUAUAUAAAGGCAUGUUUUUAGGCAUGAUUGUGUUUCCAGUUUGUUUUAAUAUGCAACACACAGGCAUUCAUUUUAUAUUUCAAGCAUGUUGUUUGUGCACUUAAUGUAAUAAACAUCAUACAAUAGUUAAAUAGGUUAUAAUUAGUCAAGACAUCACGAUAACAACUUUUGAUCAGGCAUUACCGCCUGGGUCCUAAAGGAGACCCGAUUCCUGGGGUGGACUCGAUUUCUCAUUACAUUCAUACUACACAAAUUCAUACUAUUGUAGUAUGUUCUUCUCUUUUUUUAACAGUCACGAAGUAACUACUCAGACAGUAUACGAUUUCAGAUGCAGCGAAAGUUUUGAGCUUCACUCUGAAACCAGCAGCGCAUUUUUUUUAUUUACCGGCAACCCGUCAAAAUAAAAGCCCCAUGUUACUGUUUGAAAAUGAAUAAAUCAAGGCAAAAGUGGUAGUAUUGCAAUUUUACAGUAAAAUAAAAGUAAUUUCAUUGCUCAUUUUUAUUUUACAGUACAAUAGUUUUAUUACAAUAUAUUUCUUAUUUUUUCAUUUUUUUUUUUUAAUAAUAGUGGUCAACACUAAAAAAAACAGAAAUCAUUUGGUGUAGCGUUUACUUUAAAAUAGUUUUCACUCAGAAAUUGCUAGUAAAUUUCACAAAUAAUUACAAAGAAAUUGUGAGUUACAUUGAAUUAAACAUGAAAUGUUAAAGUAGAAAGACUUUCUUGUAAAAGAUGCUCCAAUCAUCUGUUGAGAACUUCAAAAAAUAUUUUUAUUACAGUGAAACUUUCCUUAAAUAGUUCAACCCUAAAAGGAUUUUGCCAUUAAUGUCUUCAGAGUGAAAUAUAAUGUUUCAGCUUUUUUUUUUUUUUUUUUUUAAUGCUGAUGAACAAAAAUCACCUCAAUCAUUCUAGAAUGAUUUAAAUCACAGAAGGCGAUUUAUAUAUAUUUUUUUAUAUAUCACAAUAUAUAUAGUUUUUUGUUAAUAUUGUAAUAAAUAAUAUAUUAAUGUCAGUUUUUUGUUAAUAUUAUGCAGUUUUUUGUUAAUAUUGUGCAGCUUGAAUUCUCAAAAUUCCCUCCUAUAUUUUAAUCAGUGAUUUCCAGGCCUCUCUAUGGACAUCAGGGAGUUUGGCUGCCGUUUCUUGGUCCCUGAAACCCGUUCAGACUCUGUGUACAUGUGAUGAGAGCGAUAAGAGGGUCUUUUCUCUGUGUGUGUAAUCCACUGCGCUGACAUCAGCACCGAGACUGCUGAGACCGACAACACGGGUUUAAAUCGCAGGGUUUAUCAACCGAGCGCUCAGAGUGUUUCUCCAGCCCCCUCUUUCUUUGAUUACCCACACACAUGCAUUAGGGAAUGGAACGUUCCAGUCCUUUCUUCUGAUUGGUCAAUCCAGUGUUCCAGUAAGAGCCCAACUAUUAACCUUAUAUGACACUACUAGAUCUACUAGUAAAAGACGACACCAAUCAGUCUGAUUCAGAAAAUAAUGUUCUGAAAACAUACCUGUAACGCUUUAUAAUAAGGUUUCAUUUCUAAAUUAGUUAACAAAGAGGAACAUAAACUGUCUUGCUCAUUGUUAGUUAAUGAAUUAAUGGGACCUUACUGUAAAGUGUUAGUGACCAUAUAGAUUUGCGUGACUAAAAUGUUGUUUUCAGACAAGAGCGUUUGGCUUUCGCCCAACCGGGGCUUGACAGCCACUCGUUCAUUGUAUUUAAAACAGAAGCUCUGCUAAACAUCUCCUUUUGUGUUUCACAGAAGAAACAAAGUCAUACAUGUUUGAUUGACAUGAGGGUGAGUAAAUGAUGACAGAAGUAAGGUUAAAAUCAACUUUUUAUUGCUUAGAUGGUCCUAACUGACCCUUCACCUCAUUCAGUCCUCAGAUCCCUCAUAAUCUGUCAGCGCACACCAUGUAUUUCCUUGUUGCUUAUUUGCCAUGGGUGUGAUAUAACAAUGAUUUUCAUGUGAUACAAUGAUUGGAUUAGUUGUGCAUCUUCAUUACUUCUGCAAGCCAGAGACGCUAAUCUCGCUGACGGGAAAUGAAUGGCUAGGCGGUGGGCGGAGUCACAGGUUACAAAUACUGGAACACCGUCGUCCACAACAACACAUUUUAACUGGACACACAACUGCAUCCGCAUCUGAACACAGACAGGAGACAGAAUGAGUCCCAAACAUGUCAUCUACAAGAAACUCUCCAGAGACAAAUCUGUUGGCGUUUACAUGGGGAAACGGGAUUUCGUGGACCACUACGACUUUGUUGAUCCCGUUGAUGGUGUAGUGCUGAUCGACCCAGAGCAGGUGAAGGGAAAGAAAGUCUACAUCAUGUUGUCCUGUACUUUCCGGUAUGGUCGGGACGAUAUGGACGUCAUGGGAAUUGCGUUCCGCAGGGAUAUUUUCCUGUGCACACGGCAGGUCUAUCCUCCUCUCCAGGACAAGGAACGCAGCGUUCACACCAAAGUGCAAGAGAAGAUCCUGCGCAAGCUCGGAGACAAUGCGUAUCCCUUCUUCUUUGAGUUUCCAGAUAACCUGCCUUGUUCUGUAGCUCUGCAGCCGGCGCCGACAGACCCAGGAAAGCGCUGUGCUGUGGAGUUUGAGGUGAAGGCGUUCUGUGCAGAAAAUCAAGAUGAAAAAGCCCAAAAGAGGAGUACGGUCCGGUUGGCCAUCAGAAAGAUCCAGUAUGCUCCAGAUAAAGGUGGUGCAGCCCCGAUGGGCGAGACCACCUGUGAAUUUGUGAUGUCUGAUAAACCGCUGCACAUGCGUGUCACUCUGGAGAAAGAGACGUAUUACCAUGGAGAGGAGAUCAACAUCAGCGUGGACAUUGACAACAGUUCCAACAGGAACGUGAAGGACGUGUCAGUCUCGGUGGAGCAGAUUACUAAUGUGGUGCUUUACUCAAAUGACAAAUACAUCAGCCCUGUGGCCUAUGAGGACACCAUGGACACAGUGCCCGCUGGUACCAGUCUGAAGAAGGUGUACAGUCUCUGUCCUCUACUGAACAAUAACCGUGAGAGACAUGGAAUCGCUGUGGAUGGAAAACUGAAGCAUGAGGACACUAACCUGGCCUCCUCUAGCAUCGUAAAAGAUGAAGUUCUAAAGGAGAUUCUGGGCAUGUUGGUGGCCUAUAGGGUGGUGGUGAAGUGUAAUGCAGCGGGCGUCGUUGGAUCCAGUGAGGUUGCCGUGGAGGUUCCCUUCAAACUCAUGCAUCCCAAACCUGAUCCAGAGAGGUAAGCCACAAGAAUUCACUCUGUGUGUUUCCCAUUGUAAUUGUCCAUUAUCAGGGUGUAUAUUCAGUGCGGUUCAUGAUACCGCUUAUGCUAUAUGUGCCGCUAUAUAAUACCCUUCAUAUAGAGUCCUCGUGUCUCUGAUUCCACGUGUUCACUGCACAAUGUGUGGUGUACACUUCCCUGUCUUUAAUCUCCAAUAACACACACACUCUCGAGAUGAUAAACGAUCCGUGUUGGCUCUGGGAAGGGAAAGUUGAGAGCACGAGGAGCGCCGGUAUCAGUGUUCGAUCUAAAUGCGAUCCCGUCUCUUGUGUAGAGCCCCAGUUUAGUGCUGUUCUUUGAGUAAAUCUGUUGUUACUGUUCAAUAGAAACAGUUUUCUGACAUUAGAACAGGGGUGUGUGUGUCGUUGACAUAAAAAACCUUUGUUCCUGUUUUCUGAUUUAGUGUUCCUCUUCAUCUCUACAUCGGCCUUUUACGUUGAUUGAGUUUCUUGUGUGUCUCUUUGUGUGAUUUUAAUGCUUGUGUGUGUGUGUUUAGUGACGACACAACUGACCUGGUGUUCGAGGAGUUUAAACGCUCAUAUUUGAAAGGAAUCAUCGGCGAUGAUGACGAAUCUCCGGCUGAGCCUUGAGAGCCUUCUCCAUGGAUGACAGUUUUUUGUGCAGGCAGAAUCGUGCAUAUAAAGAUUCAGAAGCAUUAGUGGAUGCAUGUUGAGAUUGUGUAGAUGAUGUGAUGUGUUUUAAUGUAAGAACUUUUAAGCCAGGUUAGAAAAACAAACUGGCCGAAUAAUCAUAUGCUGCAGACUGCAUAUAUUCACUGCUAAUAAUUAUAUUGUAGUUAAAUUGAUCUUAGUUGCUUAAUGUAUGCAUUUUGAUGCAUAAGAUGUUUUUGAACCAAAAAAAAUAAAGCAGUUCACCUAAAAUAAACCUUGUUUCAAGUGUGAACUUAGUUUAAAAUCUUAUUCUUAGAACAAUAAAAUUGUAAAUCUAGAGCUUUCCAUAAGAAUAACUGAUACAGUACAUAAUUUGUUGUAUUUGUCACAAAUGGAUGUAUUAUAUAGGAAAUCAUUUUGCAGUGUACAUUUUUAAAGAGGUCAAUUCUGUUAUUUGCUCUGUAAAUGCUUUGAGUGAAAAUAAAACUAUUUUGACAGCAAA
This is a messenger RNA of Ctenopharyngodon idella (grass carp), 6563 nucleotides long. RefSeq names its product S-antigen; retina and pineal gland (arrestin) b (gene sagb). The record is from RefSeq and is a predicted model, not a curated record. The coding region runs from base 4345 to 5412 and encodes 355 amino acids. Gene Ontology annotation, biological process: G protein-coupled receptor internalization; signal transduction. NCBI's taxonomy places the organism in Eukaryota, Metazoa, Chordata, Actinopteri, Cypriniformes, Xenocyprididae. Gene Ontology annotation, cellular component: photoreceptor inner segment; photoreceptor outer segment. Gene Ontology annotation, molecular function: G protein-coupled receptor binding. The transcript is spliced from 15 exons.